Messenger RNA from Scophthalmus maximus (turbot), 5119 nucleotides. RefSeq names its product ATPase phospholipid transporting 8B5b (gene atp8b5b). NCBI's taxonomy places the organism in Eukaryota, Metazoa, Chordata, Actinopteri, Pleuronectiformes, Scophthalmidae. The record is from RefSeq and is a predicted model, not a curated record. Gene Ontology annotation, biological process: phospholipid translocation; Golgi organization. The transcript is spliced from 28 exons. Gene Ontology annotation, cellular component: plasma membrane. The coding region runs from base 378 to 3968 and encodes 1196 amino acids. Gene Ontology annotation, molecular function: ATP binding; ATP hydrolysis activity; magnesium ion binding.
CCGCCACUUGUUUGCUCAAGCCCUGAGCUGUUAGGUGCUCUGUGGGGGGGGGGAUCCCUGCUUCUCUUCUUCCUGCACGAACCUGAAACCUCUGCUGUGAAAGCGGCUCUUUCACCACUUCACCUGGGGGGCUGUCUUUCAUCCAACCCUGUGCGAACCCCCCCUCUCCCCCUGUCUGGGUCGAGCUUGGUGCCCGGGGCGUCCUGACAGAGAACAGACGAGCGCCCCUGGAUUUAACUUUUAUCUGUGGCGGAGGCCAAGGGAAGACUGACAUCCGCAGCAUUUUUGUUUUGUUUUGUUUGUCCUUAUGUGUGAGCAGGACACAAGAGAGCACAUCAUUUGUUUGAGCUGUGAGAUGUGCAACGUCUGAGCUCAAGAUGGGAUCGGCGGUGUCAAACGUUUCCCAGCUGUGUGGGGCCGAGUCAACGCCAGAGGAGGAGAGAAACCUGCGAGCUAACGACAGACCCUCCAACCGGUCGUACCAAUAUGCCAACAACGCCAUCAAGACCUCCAAAUACAACCUCCUCACCUUCCUGCCACUCAACCUCUUUGAGCAGUUCAGGAGACUCGCCAACGCCUACUUCCUCUUCCUGCUCUUCCUUCAGCUCAUCCCUCAAGUCUCCUCUCUCUCCUGGUUCACCACGGCCGUGCCUCUGCUCCUGGUUCUGUCCAUAUCGGCGGUGAAGGACGCCAGCGACGACAUAAACAGACACAGAAGCGACAAUCAGGUGAACAACCGGCGGGUGGACGUCCUCGUCGACGGAGAACUGAGAAGUGAAAAAUGGAUGAACGUUCAGGUCGGAGACAUUAUCAGACUGGAGAACAAUCAGUUCGUCACGGCCGACCUCCUGCUGCUGUCCAGCAGUGAGCCGCUCAACCUGGUGUAUGUGGAAACAGCAGAGUUGGACGGGGAAACCAACCUGAAGGUGAAACAGGCCCUGACUGUGACCGGAGAGAUGGGCGACGGCAUCGACGAGCUGGCUGGCUUCAACGGCGAAGUGCGAUGCGAGCCCCCCAACAACCGCCUGGACAAGUUCAAAGGGACCCUGACUCUGCACGGGCAGACCUACGCCCUGGACAACGACAAGGUGCUGCUCAGAGGAUGCACCCUGCGGAACACCGAGUGGUGCUUCGGUCUGGUGAUCUUCGGAGGUCCCGACACCAAGCUGAUGCAGAACAGUGGAAAGACGACGUUCAAGCGGACGAGCAUCGACCACCUGAUGAACGUCCUGGUGCUGUGUAUCUUUGGUUUCCUGGCGUUCAUGUGCACCGUCCUGGCCAUCGGCAACGCGAUCUGGGAGGUGAGGGAGGGCUCGCUGUUCACGGCCUUCCUGCCCCGGGAGCCGGGGGUCGACGCCGCGCUCUCCUCCUUCCUCACCUUCUGGUCCUACGUCAUCGUGCUCAACACGGUGGUGCCCAUCUCCCUCUACGUCAGCGUGGAGAUCAUCCGCCUGGGCAACAGCUUCUACAUCGACUGGGACAGGAAGAUGUACUACCCCAAGAGCGACACCCCGGCGCAGGCGAGGACCACCACGCUCAACGAGGAGCUCGGCCAGAUCAAGUACAUCUUCAGCGACAAGACGGGCACCCUGACGCAGAACGUCAUGACCUUCAACAAGUGCUCCAUCAACGGCAAAUGUUAUGGGGAGCUGUUUGACUUCGCCGGACAAAGGGUGGAAAUAACGGAGAAGACGGAGAGGCUGGACUUCACCUGGAACAAGCUGGCCGACCCAAAGUUCAUCUUCCACGACCACAGUCUGCAGGAGACGGUGAGGGAGGGGAACCUGCAGGCUCAGGCCUUCUUCCGCCUGCUGGCCCUGUGCCACACCGUCAUGCCGGAGGAAAAGAAGGAGGGGGAGCUCUACUACCAGGCCCAGUCUCCCGACGAAGGCGCCCUGGUGACCGCGGCGAGAAACUUCGGCUUCGUGUUCCGCUCGCGCACGCCGGAGAGCAUCACGGUCGUGGAGAUGGGCCGGCGGGUCACGUACGAACUCCUGGCCGUCCUCGACUUCAACAACGUGCGCAAGAGGAUGUCGGUCAUAGUGCGUAGCCCGGACGGCCAGCUGACCCUGUUCUGCAAGGGAGCCGACACCAUCGUCUACGAGCGGCUGCACAAGUCCUGUGACAGACUGAAGGAAGUCACCACCGGACACCUGAACGAGUACGCGGGCGACGGCCUCCGCACGCUGGUCCUGGCCUACAAGGACUUGGACGAGGGCUACAUGGACGAGUGGAGGAGGCGCCACCACGAGGCCAGCACCGCCAUGGACGGACGAGAGGAGAGACUCGACGAGCUUUACGAGGAGAUAGAGAAAGACCUCCUGUUGUUGGGGGCGACAGCGGUGGAGGACAAGCUGCAGGACGGAGUCCCGCAGACCAUCGAGCAGCUGACCAAGGCUGACAUCAAAAUCUGGGUGUUGACCGGAGACAAACAAGAGACGGCGGAGAACAUCGGCUACUCCUGCAACAUGCUGAGGGAGGAGAUGAAGGAGAUUUUCGUCGUGGCGGCUAACACGGCCGAGGGGGUCAAAGAGGAGCUGCAGAACGCAAGAAGGAAAAUGUGUCCCGAGGGAGCGGAGGAGCCGUCCAUGGUCCAGGCCCGAGCCGGCCUGUUUUGGAUUCAUAAAUCAGAGACUGUGCUGGACGAGAAGGUGGACGGAGAUUAUGGCCUCAUUAUUAAUGGACACAGCCUGGCCUUCGCGCUGGAGAAGGACCUGCGCCUGGAGCUGCUGCGGACGGCGUGCAUGUGUCAGACGGUGAUCUGCUGCAGGGUCACCCCGCUGCAGAAGGCCCAGGUGGUCCAGCUGGUCAAGAAGUACAAGCAGGCCAUCACGCUGGCCAUCGGCGACGGGGCCAACGACGUCAGCAUGAUCAAGGCCGCGCAUAUCGGUGUGGGCAUCAGCGGGCAGGAGGGCAUGCAGGCCGUCCUCUCCAGCGACUUCUCCUUUGCCCAGUUCCGCUACCUCCAGCGCCUCCUCCUGGUGCACGGCCGCUGGUCCUACCUGCGCAUGUGCAAGUUCCUGCGGUACUUCUUCUACAAGAACUUCACCUUCACCUUUGUGCAUUUCUGGUACGCCUUCUUCUGCGGCUUCUCCGCGCAGACUGUGUACGACGAGUGGUUCAUCACCAUGUACAACCUGGUGUACACGGCUCUUCCCGUCCUCGGCAUGAGCCUCUUUGACCAGGACGUGAACGACCGCUGGAGCUUCCAGUAUCCGCAGCUCUACUCUCCGGGCCAGCUCAACCUCUACUUCAGCAAGAAGGCCUUCGUGCGCUGCAUGAUGCACAGCUGCUACAGCUCGCUCGUCCUCUUCUUCAUCCCGUGGGCCGCCAUCUACGACACGGUGCGGGACGACGGCAAGGACGUCGCCGACUAUCAGUCCUUCGCCCUGCUGGCGCAGACGUGUCUGCUGGUCGUGGUGAACAUACAGCUGUGUCUGGACACCCACUACUGGACCGCGGUGAACCAGUUCUUCAUGUGGGGCAGCCUGGCCGUCUACUUCGCCAUCACAUUCACCAUUUACAGCAACGGCAUGUUCUUCAUAUUCACCUCCUCUUUCCCCUUCGUCGGCACCGCGAGAAACUCUCUGAACCAGCCCAACGUGUGGCUGACCAUAUUCCUGACGUCCCUCCUCUGUAUCCUGCCUGUGGUGGCUUUCCGCUUCAUCCUCAUCCAGCUUCGGCCGACCAUCAAUGACAAGGUGCGGCACAAGGUGCAAAAGGAGGCGUUGCCCGCUCCGACGCCCCGCCGCCCGCCCGCCAGGCGCAUCAGCACCCGCCGCUCGGGCUACGCCUUCUCCCACUCCCAGGGCUACGGCGACCUGGUGACCUCUCGCCGGUUCCUGCUGAAGCGACCCCUGAGGAGUCGACCGGUCCUGUUCACCCAGACGGACUCUCCUCUGGCGCAGAAUCAGCCCCAGCACUACCGCACCAUCACGGAGGAGCCGGAGGAGUCGCGGAGCCCUUAGGCCCGGAGGUACGCAGGGGGACUCUGCAGGGAGGGAGUGCAUGGCACCAACUUACAAAAGCUUUUAUUUUGAAGGCUCACACUCAUGAGAGGAUGCACAGGGUAACGUUCACCACCUGGGAUUGUCAAACUUUGACACCAUGAGUCUGACUUUAUUGCAAGAUUUUUUUAUAAUGGGUGUUUUUUUUAUCAUUGAGAUGUUUGAAGCACACACACAGAAGAAGAACCUGUCAUUCACUGUACCGACCACUACUGUUGUCCAUUUCUAAAGUAGAGAAUUGCUUUUGAUGCAAAAUCAAGUGGUGAUACGUUAAGAUGUUCACUGUAAUGAUUUCCCAUCUCAAACAUCAUUUUGUACUGGCACUGAAACAAACAGUAAGUGAGUACAGUAAAAAAAAAUACUCAUAUUAAGCUUUGGGGCUCAGACAGAAACACUGUAUGCAGAUUGUAUUUUUAAUGGGUUUGAAUUGUAAUAAGAUUAACAUUGUGUCCUGCAUCAAUUCUCACAACAUCUAUUGAGAUUUUUUAAGAGAUUAUUUGGCGUUUUUAAGAGUUGCCUCUGGCCGAUCUGGAGAGAAGCCGGCUCAUCACAGUGCCUGCAACAUGAAGUUGCCUUUUGUGCCUUUUAAUUAAAAUUUUAUUCUAAUUUCCUCAAGUGUUAACACUCAGGGCGUCAUUGUGAGAGAGGAGAACGCGGCGGUUUUCCGUUUCAGUCGAAAUCUAUUAACCUAUUUUUCUUGUCGUUUACAUAAUUAUUUACUUUACGUAUUUUUUUUCUGUUUUGCUAUUGUCAUGCUCCGUGUUUUUAAUCUGUUUUGAUAUUCAGACCUUCGUGGAGGUAACACUUUGUGCGGUACCAUUCAAUCACAGUGUUGUUAAAGCAAAGCCAGGGGUCAGUGUUGCCUUUGUAACUGUAUUUCUUUCCAGAGCCAGAAUAUUAAAGGUAAAGUAAUAGGGUUGAACUAGGGGCAGGUCAUGGUCCAGUAGGUUUCAGUCCUACCUUAUAUGUUGCCUCUGUGACCUUCAUUUUCAUCAUGAUAAAAAUGAACCAUGACAAAAGGCCACAGUGAGAUUUGUUUGUUGGCCGACAGAAGUUUUGACUGAAUUGUUAAAUUUUUUUACUCAUUGGUGAAUAAAACAAAUAACACGGUU